Esox lucius (northern pike) is the source of this 9317-nucleotide messenger RNA. RefSeq lists its product as uncharacterized. The record is from RefSeq and is a predicted model, not a curated record. The coding region runs from base 352 to 8496 and encodes 2714 amino acids. Gene Ontology annotation, biological process: muscle cell development; actin cytoskeleton organization. Gene Ontology annotation, cellular component: Z disc; cell projection; cell junction. The transcript has 31 exons. Lineage: Eukaryota; Metazoa; Chordata; Actinopteri; Esociformes; Esocidae. Gene Ontology annotation, molecular function: actin filament binding; phospholipid binding.
GCCUCUCUACGCUUUCCUUCCUGUUCAGAAAGAGAGAGGAGAGAGGAAGGAAGACAGAGGAGGAGGAGGAAAGAGCAUUUUGCUUUCUUUUUACUUCAUUCUCCUUAACUGCCUAGCAGAAAACAAACGAGAGAGAAGAGUGUUAGAGAUUGAGGGGAGGGAGAGAGAAAAGAGAUAAAGAGAGAGGAGGGAGGGAGGUAGAGAAGAGAGAUUUAGAGAGGGGAGGGAGAGAGGGGGGAGGUUUCAGACUUUUCAUCUAAUUUGGGCUGUGGUAUUUGUCAUAGUGGAGCAAGUCGAGCUGAGCUUCACAUUGUAGUGAAUGAGAUUGUACGUUCUGUUCCACUGAAAGCCAUGUCAGAGGGCAUUGUGAGGAAGGUCCAACCCUUCACCAUUGGCACCAGGCUGUCCAUCCCUGCACCUGGCGAAUUUAAAUGUCCUGACUUUCUCCCGCAGUCCUCCUGGCAGAGUGGGACUCUGGGUAAUAUCACUUUGCAGUCCAGCCUCCAAGAGCGGGUUUCCCUGUACCUGAGCCAGGCACAGGUGUGUGGGGCCACUACGGAUAUGGCACCCCUCAGUCCACAGCUGGUACCGCUUGCCAAAUGGACCCCUAUGACCCAUGUACCUCUCGGACAGCAGCAACAGGAGGACAAUGCUGCUCUGCCUCCAGCCUCCACCGCCACCCGAUCCAUCAAGAAGAUCACCAUCUCUGGCAGCUCUGACAAGGAGCACAACGCCUGGAGGAAAUCGGGACAUUCAGAUCACCGGGGGGUCCAUGUGGGUCCACUACUAACCCCCGGCACAGAGAUGCCCAGAUCAGAAAACAAUAACAACAAUAACAACAAUAACAAGUCUGGUCUGGCCAGAAUACUGGGAGUCAGCUGUGAGAACCAACCCAGCUCACAACUCAAGAUGUUGCUGAGGAAAGAGUCCAAUCCUGACCAGCAGCCUAAUAGGAGUCCUGUUCCUGGUUCAGACUUAUUACCAUGGUCCAGAGAGAAGACCCAGAAUCAGGCGUUGGGACCCAGAACAAGCUCCCCAAACAAAGACAAGUAUGCUUGGACAAUAGUGGUAGAACAGAAUGAUAGGAACACCAAAAGCACUGACCUCUUCAACCAUGAAGUACUACAGGUGGAGGCUUGGAUAGCAGGAAAGCAUCAGGAGAUGGACGAGGGCUGUGAUAUCCAGAAGGACCUCAGAGAUUUUGAAAAUACCUUUUUCCAACUCAACCAGACCAGAGAACAACAGAGCUCUAAGCUGAACCCUUCCUCUGAAUGUGUGAAAAAGCAGCUGAGCCAGGUCAGAGACCAGUGGCAGGCUCUGAAGGAAAGAACGGUUCAUCAACAAAGGGCAGUUGGUGGGGCCAUAAACCCGCAGGAGUUCAACAGGAAAGUAGACAAACUAGAAGCUUGGAUCAAAGAAAAGGGAGAGGAGUGGGCUCAGAUGAAGGUCCUGGGGGACAACCCUGACAAGCUGCAGCUGACCAGGAGAAUCCUGGACCUUAAACAGGAUGAGCAGAUGUACAGGACUCUCCAUGAGGAGAUCAACCAACUAGCCCUGACGCUGGAAAAACAGGGCAGACCUACAGAGACCAAGAACAUCUCCACACGGAGGAAACACAUCAAUAUGUUGUGGUUGAAGGUCCAGUCCCUCCUGAAGGACUAUCAUGACCACCUGCGACUGGCACUGGAGGUCUCCUCAUUUUACCAACAAGCUGACAAUGCACUGUCUGCCAUCAAAAAAAUGAGGACAGGUAUUUCUGUGGUCAAGAACAGUGGUGAAGAGAGGGAGAUUCGGGACAUCGCCAGCCAAAUCAUGAUGCUGGACGUUAGCAUGUCUCAACUGUCCAUCCACCACCCAGCUCUGGCUCAACGUGUUUCACUGAAACAGACUGAGGUCAAGGACUGUUGGAGUCAUCUGCAAAACAUUGUCAGAACCACACGGCUGCCCACCAUUGCUCCCGCCUCCCUUCCUGGCUCAGACUUCAGCAGCGCAGAUGGCCAGCCCCUGACCUGGGCCAGAGAACCCCAGGACAGCAGGCCGAAAGAGCCACACAGAAUUAUGGGAAAGGAGGUGAAAGAAGAUCCGAACAUGAAAGACUUUGUGAGUGUCCAAGGAGAAGGCCUCUCAGAAAGCCACGCCCCCGGCACUACCAGAGAAAGCGCCGUCUGUUUUAAUGUCAGCCCCCCAAAACAGCAGACUGGUGGAGAAAGGCAAGUGAAUGUUGAGCCACGGCUGCAGUCUGGAUCCACCCGGCUUCAGUCUGGAUCCGCCCGGCUGCAGUCUGGAUCUUCCAGGCGUGGCCACCCAAAUCUCCGCCUGUAUAUCCCAGAGCCCCACGCAGAAAACCCUCAACCCAACCCACAGCUUCAGGUAGUAGCAAUCCCCCAGCCACACCCACCCCUCCAGACCCAGAGAUGCUCACAACCACACCCGCCCGUCCAGAACCAGAGACGUCCACAACCACGCCAACACUUUCAGACACAGCUCCAGAAGUUCACUGUGUCUGCAGACAAGACCCUAUUGUGGUUGAAGGAAAACGUUGUCAUGGCCACCCAGGUCUGCUCCCUUAUUGGUUCAGAGGCCAAAAGACUUCAGGAUGUCCUGGGACAGGAGCUAUUCACCAACAAAGACAGAAUAGAGGUGGUCAAAAAGGAGGGAAGGGGCUUAGUCAAUGCCCAGCACCCCAGCAGCAGGAAGAUCCAGGAAUUUUUGAGUCGGCUGGACGAUUUGUGGGAGGAGCUAAAGAGACGACAUCACAGGAACCAUAUCUAUCUCCAGUCAGAGGAGGAAGACUACAGGGUGGUGAAGGUGCUCCAGGCACUGGGGUGCAUCGAGGCGUGGUUACAGGCAGUGGACCUGUCCUUGUGGACCUCCCAGCUGGCAGGAGACCCGGAGACUAUGAGGCUGGCUGAGAGGGAGGGCUGUCUGCUGCAGAAGGAGCUGUGUGCCCAGGGGUUGGUGCUGGCGACCCUGAGACAGGAGGUGGACAGGCUAGGUGGCCACCAGAGUGGAGAGGGGUCAGUACAUCCCAACGCUGAGGGCCCCCAGGGACCACAGACCCACCUCUCAGAACGAAUGGAACAAGUAGAGAGAAAGUACCAGAGUGUCCAGACUGUACUGAUCCAGCGAAGUUCCUCACUGCAGGACAGAAGGAUGUUGACAGAGUUUCUGGAGAGAGUAGAACUAGAGAGCCAAGAGGACCGGGAGGAGGGUUACAACAGCAGCAGCAGACAGCCUCUUCAUACUAAGAUGAGAUCAGCAUCCAGCUUGCUGGGUGAUGGAUGUGGGGAAGUUGCUGUGCCCCUGAUGAAGGCCAUGGGAGACCCUGUAGAGGAGUUGAGGGAGGCAGUUGAGAUGCUAAAUGACACGGUCAGGGAGAGAGGAAGAGUACAGAACCACAUCCACGAUCAGGCCAUCCAGAACCUGAUCAGACAGCUGGGUGUACUGUCAAUGCAUGUAGAAGGCUGUCUGUGCUGCAGUAUAGAGCUGACCCUGGACCUUGUGCGGAGGGAGACAGACAUGGCUGUACGUUGUGAACCAGAUGGCUGUGGACUAGGAGACCUGGAGGAGCAGCAGCACCAUCUAGAGGUUGACUAUGCUAAACUGAUGGUGGAAAUAGAGGCGCUCCAGAGAGAGACGUGUAACCUGGUGAAGCUGUGCCCAGACAGAGUGUCCACCUUGGGGGUGGAGGUGCAGGAAACCAUGACGAUGUGGAGGGAUCUAGGGAAGAACAUGGAGGAGAACAGACACAGACUACAACAAUUUGUUGCCCUACAAGACUUCUUCAGGAACUAUUUGGCCAUCAUAUUGUGGACAGAGGAUACCCGAGCUUUUAUUUUCUCAGAAACAGUUUUGCAUUGUGGGAAGGAUGGCAAGGAGCCUAUGACUGAAGAAAUGGAGAUGGACAUCCUGAUAGACAAAAAAUUUGAGGAGUUUGAGGAGCUAAAUGCUACCGGGAGGACGCUGCUUGACACUGAGCACCAUCUAGCCAACAUGAUCCGGGAGCGUCUGGAGGAGUUGAGGAGUAUGCUGGACUGGAUACUGAUUCACUGGAGGGCUCAGAAACACAGGAGGAGCCUCAGCAAACCAAACACAGAGAAUACAAAAGAGAUAAUCUACUCUGAGCCACCAGGAGACCCCACAGCAGAACCCAUCUAUUCCAACACGAUAGCAGAUCACACCUCAGAAGACACUAUCUACACCAAUACAGCAGAACUCUUGCCAGAGGAUACAGUUGACAACAUCUACUCAGAGGCUAUAGCAGGCUCCCCCCAAAGGGCUCCUGCCCUUUCAGAGUCCCAUCAGCCCACUGCAGGAACUGUCUCUGAGAACCAACAGCAGCCUGCUGAAGACCUAGACGAUGACUACCAGGUCAUGAACAGCGAUGGCUAUGAGGUCAUGAACAGUGUCCAGGGGCUUGCUGGGGGCGGCUUUGACCUUACUGUUCCACAGACCAUCAGUGAGCCCAGCAGCCCAGCCCUCUGCCUGGGGGACAGCUCAGUUAACAGCAAACCUGGAGUUAUCCUGGGGGGCAGCAUGGACCGCGGGGGUAUAGUGAAUCUCAUCCUCAGCUUGGGGAAGCUUGGAGACAGCCAUGUGGAGGUGAUGGAGGAGAAGGAGGAGGAAGAGGAGAGUGCUAAGCCUGUUCACAGACCUGCUAAAAGCUUUUGGAGGCGUUGUCAGGGUCUGUUGGAAAACACUCUGGGUAGUUUAAAGAGAAAGAGAAGGCGGUAUGGCCAGAGUGCAGACCAGGUGAGUACCUAUUUACAUGUAAAGGAAAACAACAUGGCCGCCAGUGCUCCUGUAUAUGAAAGUAUCACACUGCCCCGCCUCCGCAGUAAGACACAGUCUUCAUCAGCCUCCUCCUCGGGGCCUCCCUGCUUUGUCUCUUCUUCCUCCCCACCUACAAGCACCUCCACUUCUCGCUCCAUCUUUUCCACCCAGAAGAAAAAGGGAAAAAGCAAGACAGACUCUCAACGACACACCAUGCAGAGGAUCAUGGGUGUUGAAGGGGAGGAGCAGACAGAACAGGGGUGUCCCGCACAAGCAUCUACUCAGCCAAUCACUUCGUACAACACCCAGACCUGGCCAAUGAAGGAUGGUCGUAGUAAGAAGAAAAGCCAAUCAAAGGCAGAGGAGGUGGGGCCAGGGACUGGGGUGGAUCUCAUGGAUUAUGUGCAGAACCCAUUGGCAAAAGAUAUUAAUGAUGAAUGUUGUGGGGUCUACACCAUCAGUCCAUAUGCAGUAACAGAGGCCUCCUCUAUGGCACCACCAAGGGGUCCAGUGAGGAGCCACUGUAGGUUCCUAUCCCUGGGGUCUGUGUUGACAUUUGACCUCCCAAAAGAUAUGAGGCUGGUCCCCAGUAUACACGAUAUUAUCACUAUAGGACCCCCAGAACACAGGGGUGGACCCAAACCCAAAUGUAACCCCAACCCAAACCUCAAACCGCACACAGAGAGAAACCCUGCCCUCAGCUCCUUCAAACAGGCUACCUCCUCUCUCUCCCCUCCCUCAUGCCUCUCACACCACAUGCCCACACAGGUCAUGACUCAGACACAGCUAGAGCCCUGUCGGUCUCAUCAGGAUGAAGACUUCCCUCCUCCCCCUCCUGCCCUAUCUAAGGAAAUUGACAAAUCAGAUUAUCAGACUCUAUCAAUCGAGGACCUAUCCCUCCCUCAGACUGUACCAAGCAAUGACAAAUCAGAUUAUCAGACUCUAUCAAGCGAGGACCUAUCCCUCCCUCAGACUGUACCAAACAAGGACGUAUCCCUCCCUCAGACUGUACCAAGCAAGGAUUUAUCCCCCCCUCAGACUAUGGAGAGGAUAAUGAUUGGUCAAACCCCUGAGAUGCCUGGACAGAGUCUGAGACCUGGUCUAAUCAGCCUAGAGCUCAAUUCAUCUUCGGUCUAUCAGAACCAAGAGCCCAGUGUAAUCCAGGUCUCCAGUCAACAGGGGCCCAGUGUAAUCCAGGUCUCCAGUCAUCAGGGGCCCAGUGUAAUCCAGGUCUCCAGUCAUCAGGGGCCCAGUGUAAUCCAGGUCCCCAGUCAUCAGGGGCCCAGUGUAAUCCAGGUCUCCAGUCAUCAGGGGCCCAGUGUAAUGCAGGUCUCCAGUCAUCAGGGGCCCAGUGUAAUGCAGGUCUCCAGUCAUCAGGGGCCCAGUGUAAUGCAGGUCCCCAGUCAUCAGGGGCCCAGUGUAAUGCAGGGCUCCAGUCAUCAGGGACCCAGUGUAAUGCAGGGCUCCAGUCAUCAGGGGCCCAGUGUAAUCCAGGGCUCCAGUCAUCAGGGGCCCAGUGUAAUCCAGGGAUCCAGUCAUCAGGGGCCCAGUGUAGUGCAGGGUUCCAGUCAUCAGGGACCCAGUGUAGUGCAGGGCUCCAGUCAUCAGGGGCCCAGUGUAAUGCAGGGCUCCAGUCAUCAGGGGCCCAGUGUAAUGCAGGGCUCCAGUCAUCAGGGGCCCAGUGUAAUCCAGGGAUCCUGUCAUCAGGGGCCCAGUGUAAUCCAGGGCUCCAGUCAUCAGGGGCCCUGUGUAAUCCAGGGUUCCAGCCAGUCUUCCCAGAUGGUGGUAAUUCUGAAGACCAGUGGGUUAGACAAUAUGAGACGGGACUCUAACGUCUCCAACUUUAAGAGCUUACAUUAUUCUGAGAUGCUCCAGUGUUCUAAUGUCCCCGAGGUGCUCCAGUGUUCCAAUGUCCCUAAGGUGUUCCAAUGUUCCAAUGUCUCUGAGAUGAUCCAGACCCAGGGGAAGGUUGAAGACUUCCAGCCUGAGACCAGAAUGACUGUAGCAAGGGUUUUGUCUCUGAGAGAGACAGACUCUGACCCAGUCCAUCAGAACAAUGAGCCUGAUUUGGUUCUUCAGAACACAGACUCUGACCCAGUCCAUCAGAGCACUGAGCCUGAUUUGGUUCUUCAGGACAAAGACUCUGACCCAGUCCACCAGAACACUGAGCCUGAUUUGGUUCUUCAGGACAAAGACUCUGACCCAGUCCACCAGAACACUGAGCAUGAUUUGCUUUUUCAGGACUGGGUCCAUCCAGACCAUCAUCAGUUUGAGGAACUAGAGGAGGAACUGGAGGACAUCUGGAAACAUAUCAACAGCUACAGAGAGAGUUUCUGCUCUGAUAUUAUGUACCAGCCACACCAAGAGGAAGGGGGAGGCAGCAGCUCCCAUGGAAUCUCCACAGAUCCCUCCUCACCCUCCUUCCCCCCACCAACCCCACCCAAGGCCACCCCCUACAGGAAGCUAAUAACAUCCUCUGCCCCUAACCUCCUGGUGGGUGAAUUCACACUACCUGCAUUACUUCAGACCCUGAAGGGGUCCAACGAGAGCCAAGGCAAUGCCCAGCAACCUAACCCAAGAGAAGAGCUCCCUAUUCUGGGUAGCUGGAACAGAAGGUCCUGGGCAACCUUUCCUAACCAGGGCCAACCUUGGAGUUCUACAGCACUGGAAAAUGAGACAGGAAUAGAUAGGGUGAAGCUACCACAGAUAGAGGAUCAACAGAAAUAUAUCUACCAGUAUAAAGAAGAAGAAGACGAGGAGAAGGAAAGUGAGAAGGGUGACUUGAUGAAGAUGGAGGACAUAGGAUGUCUGAAGGACCAAUCAGCAAGCCUGCUGUCUGUCCACAGUAGUCGGGACAGAGACAAUAAUAGAGCCAGUCUAGAUGGAGAAAUGGUGGAUCAGGGACAGAGGAUGACCACUGGAGGGCGGUGUGACACUACAAAGGACAGCUGUUCUGGGCUACAGCUCCAGUCCAUGGAGGGACCUCUUGAGAGGAAGCAAAAACUGCAGCUUGGAGGGAAGAAGGCUGGGUCUCGAGCAUGGAGCGCCCAUCAUGCAGUGCUCUACAAACAGACACUCUGCUUCUACCAAGACAGGAAGGACACACUGAGGAGCUCAGUGUGUGGUCUGCCUCUGAACCUGAGGGGGGCAGUGUGUGUCAUGGCCCCAGAAUACACCAAGAAGCCUCAUUGUUUCAGUCUGCGUCUCCGGGAUGGUUCAGAGUAUCUCCUCAGCACCACAUCACUAUUCAGCAUGAAGAAAUGGAUGCUGAAGAUACAAGCCAACACUGAAGAUCAUUUUGGAUCCAUGGGACAGAAAGUGAGUGCCAGGUCCAGAGAGAGCAGUCCUACCUCCCUCCCCCACACUCAGCCUGGCUGCUGCUUCACCAGUGAUCAGGUCUGCCACAGCAACAAGCACCGCUCACACUCCUUCUCCUCAGCAACUUACCACAAAAUGAAACCAGUGAUGCUGCCUCCUGGAGGUCGUGUUCAGGAAAGCAUACCCAGCUAUUCAGUGACACUGGUUAUUGGAGACAAACAGUCAGAUGCUCGGACAGUCAGUUAUGAUGAUUCUGGUCCAUCUACCUGCAAGACAAACCGGGAUUUCUACCAACCGAACUUUCACCAGCAAGACACAGCUCUUCAAAGCUACAUAAGCCUUCCACAGCAACGCAAGAAGUCUGUCUUCAAGAAGUUCUUUGGAAAAAAAGACGUGCUGAGUUGAGAAGCUAUAAAGUUAACAUGAACUGAUGCGGUCCUGUAACCUUCUGAAUGUCAGAUGUUUUCAUAUAUCUAUUAUAUUUAUGGUUAAGAGUUUUGAUAGAUUUCUGUGAUACUGAUGUCAUCCGAUCCUCUUCAUUUUAAUAUUUUGGGUUUUGUGUGAGAUUGUGUGAGAUGUUUUAUAUCUUUAAAUAUCAGUGACUGCUGGGUGUUUACCGAAAUGUGUCAACACUGUGUCAACUCUGUCCUAUCAGACAGAACAUACUGCCCUAUGUGAUUAUAUGAACACUCAUUAUUUCCUCAGUUUGAAACUGAUUGUGUGUUUUAUAUCGUUAACACUAUUGCCAUUUUAAAAUAAAUGAUCGAUAUUCAUAACAAUGAACAAAUCACUUCGCUCCAGAAUUAGGAUCUAGUGGCUCUAGCUGUGUGGUGACUUUGUAGGAGAUGGAUAAAGACAAUGCUACUACAGCUAGUUGAUGUUGUUUGGGUGGGACUUUUAGUGAUGCCUAAACAUUCCCGAAUGGUCUCUGGAGGUCAAGACAUUAAAACUGAGACAGAAAGGCAUUUUUUAACAAUACAGCCGAGUAGCCUCUAGCAGAAUUUCUGAAGUGGAAGGAUCUAUGAAUUCCCUGGUUGUCAUAACAGCCUGACUGUGUGGGGGUUUAAUACAGACCAACCUAACAAGACAAAAAGCCUUGUGCCUGCAUUGCUCCAUUGUAUCCUGACGAUCCUUCAUCCAUAAAAUACAGUGUGCUAAUAGUUUACGAAUUGUGUGAGAUGUAUUUUGUGUUGCUUUGAUAACCUAUAGUAACUCUUAAGAUACUG